AUGGUGAGAAGGGAGACCGAGCCCCUCCGGUCCGCGCAGUCUGCUCCCCGUGAACAGCGUAGAAGUCCGUCCGAGCCGAGCGAGGACGGCGAGGUCGCUUCGACCCGCCACCGGGCCAGCGAAAGCGCGGGUCAGACCCGACCCCGGCUGCUUCUACCUUCCCCCGGCCCUCCUCCUCCCCUCGCGCUCCCGCCGCUCCCCUCCUACGCGUCGUGGACCGAGUCAUCCCAGCUGUCGUCGCGCCAACGCCGGCGUAUCUACCGUUGGCUGGAGGAGACAGCCGCGCCUUGGGACUGCGAGCCCGCCACAUCGGCUCGUCGAGACGGGCGGGAAGCCCAAGAGAGCGAGGCCCACGAGCCCGAGGCACCGUACGCGUCCCAAGCCCCGAGAGAGCCACCCAGGGACUGGGUCCCGCCGACCGCCAUGGCCAACGCCAGCCUGCAAGUCCGCAAUGCGGACUUUUCCUCCGGGAAACAGAAGGCGGUCGAUGAUGCGAAACAAAUGCAGGCAGUUGUUGAAGAUGAAUGUAAGAAAGCGGGGAAGGAAGUGCCCCCUUACCUCCUCCAGGAGUUGAUCGGGAAGGGGAAUUACGGUCGGGUGUACAAGGCCACCGACCUCAAGACGAAGAAUGUUGUCGCCGUCAAAAUCAUCAACAUCGAAGAAGGCGACACGCUGAACCCCAAACUCGCCGACACAUAUAGCGAGUUCAUGAAAGAAUUCUCUGCUCUGAAAUUGCUCAGCGACAGCGGGGCGAAAAACAUCAAUCUCACUCUCGACGUGCUCCCCGUGGGACAGGCCAUGUGGAUGGUUACCGAAUACUGCGCCGGAGGAAGCGUGGCGACCCUGAUGAGGCCGACAGGGGGUUUGCAAGAAAAAUGGAUUAUCCCCAUUGUGCGGGAGGUAGCAGAGGCCAUUUACUGGGUCCACAAGGAAGGCAUCAUCCACCGCGACAUCAAGUGUGCAAACGUCCUGGUCACAGAAGCCGGCGGCGUCCAGUUGUGCGACUUUGGCGUGGCCGGCAUCAUCGAGUCCAAGCUGGACAAGCGCACCACCUUCAUUGGCACACUCAAUUGGAUGGCUCCGGAGCUAUUUGAUCCGGUGCCUUCCUACAGCACUCCGGUCGACAUCUGGGCCUUUGGCUCCUUGGUUUAUGAGAUGGCUACCGGUCUCCCUCCCAUGGCGGGCUUAGGCAUAGCCCAGCUCGGCCAGUACAUCAAGCAGCACGCUCCACGUCUAGACGGCGAUCAAUACUCAGACCAGAUCAAGGAUCUGGUGGCAUUCUGCCUGGUCGAGGAUCCCGCCAAGCGGCCCACCAUCCAGGAAAUCCAACAACAUCCGUACAUUUUCAAUACCAGCGACAAGUAUCCCACAUCGUCACUCGCCAACCUCGUCAAGGCGUACAAGCUCUGGGAAGCGCAGGGCGGCGUCAGAAGGUCUCUCUUCACCCCAGUCGGCGCGCAGGGGCCAGCGGACUAUGCUUCAGCAGGCCUCGAUAGCGACGAAUGGAAUUUCAGCACGACUGUCGACUUUGACCGGCAGAUCAUGAACACGGAUGCCCAAGCAGUCUACGAUGUGUACGGCUCCAACGUCGAUUUCGAGUUCAACGAGCAGACCUCUCGCCCUGCGAAGCCCAAGCAGCGGCGACGUCUUCCUCCGCAGCUCCAGCCGGUGAAGGCGCCCCUGGAGAAGGUAUUCGAUCCCAACACCAUCUCGAACUAUGAGGACAACUCUCGUGCGUACUACGGCAGAGCGCCGCCUCCGCCCAUGACGUCGACCACGUCGGAUCUUCCGCUUCGAGAUGACUCGCUCCACUCGACCCUCCGCGAAUCCCUCAUCGACCUGGAUGCGUCCCUUCACGAUGGGGGCGACCUAUCUCAGUUCGUCGACAUGGAGACCAUCCGAGCUGGCAUGCGUGUCCCCAGUGACGAACUUGACGAGGCCACUGACUUCAGCAAACCGCCCUUGAGUGAUCCCGCCGACUUCAAUCCCAACCGUCGCACCCAGGACUGGAAGUUCCCGACCAUGGUACCGCCCGCAUCAGCCAACCCCGAGGUGUUCCGGUUCCCGAUCAACGAGGAGGGAUCCGACUUUACGCGGCCUCCUCUUAUCCACCAUCCUACCGACCCUCUCAGUCUCUCCUCGGAGACCUACGAUUCCAUGCGGCCCAAAUCCCCAGACAACCGCGCCUCGGUCGGAAGUCUGAUCGAUCUGGACGAGGGCCUGGUCAUGCCCGAGCUUACUCGACCCUCCACCGCCAACUCAGAUGCCGUCUCGGUGACGGGAUCCGACAUUGGCGGCGCCAACCCGUUCGACCUGGAGCGCCACGCAUCCCUCUACUACCAGCCACCGCAGGUCGGAAUCCGCGAACCGUCCAUCUACGUCUCCGACGACAGCGACUUUGCGCGCAUGGCCAAGGCUACCACGGACGACGACAACAACAACAACAACAACACCAACAACACCCAGUCCAUGGGCAUGGCUGCCGAUUUUGGCGGUCCCGGUUUUCCUCCCAACGGCCGCAGCAGCUCGCGUUCGUCGACGACCCAUUCGCGGUCAACCAGCUACGACGAGGACAGCUACUCGGUGAACAACGACUUCGAUUCUUCGACCGAGUACCUCACCAUGAUCAACAACAACAACAACAACAACAACAACAACUCGGCAUCAUCUUCCAUGAGCAUGAGCAUCACCGACCGGCGCAGCAGACAGGGCCGGACGCGCACGCGGUCGCAGUCCAACGCGAGCGUCAGCAGCCAGGUCCAGCAUCCCAGGAUUGCGGCCAUGAACGGCGGCCCUGUUGGUAUGAUGAUGGAUUAUAGCCCGGAUGCGUACGGAUACGGAGGCGGAGGCGGGGGAGGAGGAGGAGGAGUCCCACCGGCUCCGCCGUCGGCCAGGGUCAUGCAGGGAGCGGCCGGCCGGGAGAUGGUGCGCGACGAGGUGAUGCGUUUGUUGGCGAGCUUUUCGAGCCAGCUCGGGGCCACGAAUGCGUACAUCUCGGCGCUGCCGGUUAGGGCGGGGCGGAGGGGCAGUGAGGCUUAUGCUGGUUGA
Molecule: messenger RNA, 3048 nt
Organism: Chaetomium strumarium
Lineage: Eukaryota; Fungi; Ascomycota; Sordariomycetes; Sordariales; Chaetomiaceae
Exons: 3
Coding region: 1-3048 (1015 amino acids)
Biological process (GO): protein phosphorylation
Cellular component (GO): cytoplasm
Molecular function (GO): protein serine/threonine kinase activity; ATP binding
Source: RefSeq, a predicted model, not a curated record